AUUGGCAAUAACAUUGCUUGGAUUACAUAACGGCAAUAAAAACAACAAUGCGAAUGCAUGCACGUUAGGUAUUACGAGAACGUGGAACUGGAAGGCCUACCGCCUAGCUAUAGCCUGACUUCUAAGUAUCAUACGGUGGAGCGGAAACGUGCCAUGGCCAAGUACCACCAGCAGUCACUUCACUGGUUCCGCAAAGGUCUCCGUCUCCAUGACAACCCAUCCUUGCUGGCUGCAGUCAGAGACAGCCAGGAGUUCCGAGCUGUCUUCAUCCUAGAUCCCAUGUUUGUCAAGUCUGGUACCGUCGGCAUCAAUAGAUGGCGCUUUCUUCUCCAAUCACUGCAGGAUCUUGACGACGGACUGAAGGGUCUGGGCAGCAGGUUGUAUGUGUUGCGAGGUAAACCAACGGAAGUCUUCCCUGACAUCUUCAAGAAAUGGAAGAUCAGCCACUUGACCUUUGAACUUGACACUGAGCCCUAUGCAACGCAGCGGGACGAAGCCGUUGAGGCCAUUGCUGAGAAACACGGAGUGCAGAUCACAAAGAAGUCCUCACAUACCCUCUAUGACAUACAGAGCAUAACGAGGGCCAAUGGAGGCAAAACCCCGAUGACAUAUCAGAGUCUUCUCUCAAUUGUAUCCAAGAUGGCCGCUCCUCGAAAGCCAGAUCCUGCACUGAGCAAGGAAGAUCUUCAAGAUUGUAAAUUACCAGUCACCUCAGAUCAUGACAGCCAAUAUGGAGUGCCGUCACUGGAGGAGUUAGGUCUUGAUCCUAAGGAUGCUGGCCCAGUUCUCUUUCCAGGGGGAGAAACAGAGGCAGUCAGAAGGAUGGAAGAGCAUCUGGAGAGACAGGAAUGGGUGUGUAGAUUUGAGAAGCCCAAGACUGAACCGAACACUCUCAGCCCAAGCACCACGGUGCUCAGCCCCUACCUGAAAUUUGGCUGCCUGUCACCGAGGUUAUUCUACCACAAGAUUCAGGAUGUCUACACACGCAAGAAGAACCACAGUAAGCCCCCAGUCUCCCUCCAUGGCCAGCUCCUAUGGCGUGAGUUCUUCUACACCGUAGCUGCUACUACACCCAACUUUCACAAGAUGGAGGGUAACCCAGUCUGCUUACAGGUUCCAUGGGACACAAACCAGGAGUAUUUACAAGCAUGGAAAGAGGCUCGUACAGGUUAUCCAUUCAUUGACGCCAUCAUGACCCAGUUAAAACAAGAAGGCUGGAUCCAUCACCUGGCCCGUCACGCUGUGGCUUGCUUCCUGACAAGAGGCGACCUGUGGAUCAGCUGGGAGGAAGGACAGAAGGUCUUUGAGGAGUGGCUCCUUGAUGCUGAUUACAGCCUGAAUGCAGGUAACUGGAUGUGGCUGUCAGCCAGUGCUUUCUUCCAUCAGUACUUCAGAGUAUACAGUCCCAUUGUGUUUGGCAAGAAGACGGACAAAAAUGGAGAUUACAUCAGAAAAUAUCUUCCUGUUCUGAAGAAGAUGCCAUCCCAGUAUAUCUACGAGCCUUGGACGGCUCCCCGCACAGUGCAGGAGAAGGCAGGGUGCAUUGUGGGUACGGACUACCCCCGGCCCAUCGUUGAGCACAGCGUGGUCAUGAAACGCAACAUCGAGAGAAUGAAAAAAGCACGAGCUGAAAAGUAUGGCAACAACAAUGGGCCACAGAAGGCCAUUUCCUCUCCAAAGACGUCAAGUGGUGGCACAAAAAGGAAGAGUAAAUCUAAGGACGACGCAGGGAGUUCUAACAAAAGAACCAAGAAAAUGACUGACUUUUUCUAGCAUGGACACUGGACCCAUCGAACCCCUCCCCCUCCCCACUCAAGAACCACUUGAUUCACAAAGGAGAAGGAGUCCAUUUGUAGUUCCACUGCAGAACACUUGAUGCACCUGCAUGCUCAGUGCUAGAGAUUCCACUGCUUUACUUUGAGGUCAAAAUUGUACACAGUAAAUAUCCACUUGUAUUUAUUCUACCAGUCCACAUGGAUGAGAGUUAUGAUGGAGUCAGUCACAAAACCUAAGUCAUCACAAGUCACCUUAUCUCAAGUCAAACCACUCAAGUGAACUAUCAUGAAAAUAUUCCUUUGUCAAUGUUCAUCACCUAUUACUGGUGGUCAAACUCGUGAUUUGACCAGUGAUAUGACUUGAUAAUAAUGGGUACUUAUAUAGCACUUUUUAACUAUAGACACAAAGCGCUUUACGUUAUCAUUACCCUGAUCAUUGGGGCAAUGGAACAUUCCAAAUACAAUCUCAGCUCCCUGGGUAGUAUACAGCUAGAUAGCCAUUUUGGCAGCUUAAAUCAAUCACAACCAUAUCUGCCCUCACAGGUACCCAUAUACUACAGGGUGAGGAGAAGCAAUGAGUGACAAAGUGCCUUACCCAAGGGCACAUGCGCCUUAAACAAAGCAUUUCAAAACAAAGCAUUUUAAAACAAAGCAUUUCCAUAAGGACUUGUGACUGACUCGACAGUAUAUAUCUUCUUACCUUGUCUGCUAUUUUUUUUUCUACUAGGUAACAUUUGGAAUGCUAAUAUAUGUUUCGAACUUGAGGUGUUCUGUUCAUUUUGAGCGCCAAUUUGAAAAUGUUGGUGUUUGCAAAUGUCAUAAAACAGUGCUAUUGGGUUUGUUCUAUUAUUAGCGAUAUGAAACUAGAUUUGCACAAUAAAUUAUUUCAGAUAAAACUUG
Messenger RNA from Patiria miniata (bat star), 2675 nucleotides. RefSeq names its product cryptochrome-2-like. Gene Ontology annotation, biological process: circadian regulation of gene expression; entrainment of circadian clock by photoperiod. Gene Ontology annotation, cellular component: cytoplasm; nucleus. Lineage: Eukaryota; Metazoa; Echinodermata; Asteroidea; Valvatida; Asterinidae. Gene Ontology annotation, molecular function: DNA binding; FAD binding. The record is from RefSeq and is a predicted model, not a curated record. Bases 58 to 1773 code for a protein of 571 amino acids. The transcript has 11 exons.